AUUGUGCAAUUUCGUAACACGCGUGUUUCGUCAGAAAAUGUGCAUUAAUUUGAGAAAAUGGCCUGAAAGUUGUUGAAAAUCGUUUGGAAAACUAUCUUAAAUCGUGGUCAGUCAUGAAUUUUGGUCGAUCAGAUGGCCGCUACACCGAGGAAUACUCGUCGAAUGACCCGACAAUGGGAGUUUCUGUUAACGCAAACACGUCAUCAUUAUCGCCAUAUUUAAGUAUCAAUCCUUCAUAUUUACAACAGGGUAGUGGCGCGGAAUUUGUAUUCCCUGCGGAUCAAAAAAAGACGCGGACAUGGGGUGAAAGAAUGUUCUCAGGAAUUGGUUCGUCCUAUCUCACAGGUUUAGUCAUUGGCGGCAGUUGGGGUUGUUAUGAAGGUCUCAAGAAUCCUGAUGGAAAAACGAUGAAACUUAGAGUAAACAGUGUGUUAAAUGGUUGCACACGAAGAGGGCCAUUUGUUGCCAAUAGUCUAGGAGUUUUAGCUUUAAUGUACUCCACAUUGGAUUACGGCAUUGGCAAAGUACGAGAAAAAGAGGACGAAUACAACUCGAUUGCUGCCGCCGUCUCAACGGGGGUGAUAUUUAAAUCAACAGCUGGUGUUAGAGCUAUUGGGAUAGCUGCAGCCGUCGGAGGCAGUUUGGCCGUAAUUUAUAACUUUGGUGAAAAACUUUGGGUCAGGAAAGGAAGCAGUGCGAUUUCGCACCCUGGUUGGGCCUAAAAUGUUACGUUUUCAAGAAAUAGGCAAAUAGGCAAAGAAAAUAUAUUACACUGAGAAUGUUAUUUAUCAUAAAUACAGAGAUGUCAGUGUAUUGAAAAUACAUUAGAAUUUGCUGCACUUUCUCACUUUUGAAGAUGAAUAGUUUUUUUACCAUAAUUUUAAAGGAUUAUGUAUUGAGGUUGCUGUGAACAAUAAUACAUUUACAUGCACAAGUAUCUAAACAUGAAUUAUCCUAUUAGUGGAACCUGCUGUAUAUUAUAAUAAUGAAAUAUACUAUGAAGUGGUAAUAGGU
Molecule: messenger RNA, 1014 nt
Organism: Dendronephthya gigantea
Lineage: Eukaryota; Metazoa; Cnidaria; Anthozoa; Malacalcyonacea; Nephtheidae
Product: mitochondrial import inner membrane translocase subunit tim23-like
Exons: 5
Coding region: 114-722 (202 amino acids)
Biological process (GO): protein import into mitochondrial matrix
Cellular component (GO): mitochondrial inner membrane; TIM23 mitochondrial import inner membrane translocase complex
Molecular function (GO): transmembrane protein transporter activity
Source: RefSeq, a predicted model, not a curated record